AUGUCGACGGAGGCGCCUUCAGUGGAGGCUAAGGCCCCGACAAACCUUCCACGGACUGUUCCCUUCUGGCGAUUAGUCACUGAGCCCGGUGUCGUCACGCAGGAAGUGGUAGAUCAUGACUAUGCGGGAUCUGGCACCGAGGAGGAUCCUUACGUGGUGCAGUGGAUGCCCAAGGAUUUCCGGAACCCUCUCGAGCUGAGUACUUUUAUGAAAUGGUCUAUCACCUUGGUGGCCGCCCUCGAGACCCUGGUGGUCGCUCUGGUUUCCUCGGCCUAUACAGGUGGUAUUGUGCAGAUCGAAGAGCAAUUCCUCGUUACCACUGAAGUUGCAACUUUGGGUGUUUCACUAUACGUGCUGGGCUUUGCCUUGGGUCCUUUGCUCUGGGCACCGAUGAGUGAAAUGUUCGGUCGUCAGAUUGUCUUCAUAGGAACCUACUGUGGCCUGACCAUCUUCUGCGCCGCUACAACCGGCGCAACAAACAUCCAGUCCUUAUUGAUCUUCCGUUUUUUGGCCGGCGCCUUUGGCUCCUCUCCCUUCACCAACUCCGGAGGUGUGAUCGCCGAUAUGUUUGCGGCUCGUGAGAGAGGUCUGGCUCUAUCCGCCUUCGCUCUGGCUCCCUUCCUGGGUCCGGUCAUUGGGCCUAUCGUGGGCGGCUUCUUGGGCAUGGGGGCCGGAUGGAAGUGGGUGAUGGGCUUGUUGACCAUUCUUUGUGGUGUGAUGUGGUUCAUCGGCGCUGCAUUCAAGCCGGAGACUUAUGCACCGGUUCUUCUUCGCCAGCGUGCGCUCACGCUUUCGAAACUCACCGGCAAGUUGUAUAUCAGCAAGCUGGACCUUGAUCAGGGUCGACCGGCCAUGAAGGAGGUCCUCAAGACAUCUAUGUCGCGGCCUUUUAUCCUGCUCUUCUGCGAGCCCAUCGUGCUGCUGCUUUCUAUCUACCUCGCCAUUAUCUAUGGAACACUCUACAUGCUCUUCGGUGCAUUCCCUAUUGUCUACGAGAUUCACCGAGGUUGGAACCAAGGUGUUUCUGGCCUGGCCUUCCUCGGUGUUAUGGUGGGAAUGCUGGGCGCAAUCGCCUAUUCUAUUCCCGAGAACACUCGUUACGGUAAGCUUCUAGCGAAGAACGGAGGCUAUUCGCCGCCGGAAUCUCGUCUCCCUCCGUGUAUGCUGGCCUCGAUCGCUCUGCCUAUUGGGCUCUUCUGGUUUGCCUGGACCAACUCCCCGUCCAUUCACUGGAUGGCCAGUAUCGCGGCAGGUGUGCCUUUCGGUUUCGGAAUGGUCUUGGUCUUCCUCAGCGUCUUCAACUACUUAAUUGACGCCUAUACUAUCUUUGCCGCAUCUGUGCUGGCUGCCAAUUCUUUGCUCCGGUCUUUGUUCGGUUUCGCUUUCCCUCUGUUCACCACCUACAUGUUCCAGAACCUUGGGAUCCACUGGGCGUCAUCUGUGCCGGCUUUUCUGGCGUUGGCCUGUGUGCCUUUCCCAUUCAUACUCUACAAAAAGGGCCUUGCCAUUCGGAAACACUGCAAGUACUCUGCGCAGUCUGAGGCAUUCGUCCAAAGUCUUCUGCGGGCCAGUGCUCCUGCAGCGGAUUGCGAAGCCGAUGACUCAACUAUGAGUGAACAAGCUGCAACCCGCGUGCUUUCGGAGGAUAUGACAGGCCCCGAUGAAGCCGCCAUGCAAAAGCAGAGCACAUCCGAGGUACAGUCGAUUCACCGAUCGCUAUCGCGCGCGUCGACCCAUGCGGCGGAGUUGCAACGCGUUCCGACCUAUGAGGCGAACCCCUACAAUAUCGACCGCGUGCACACUCGUGAAUCCUUUAAAUGA
Messenger RNA from Penicillium atrosanguineum, 1821 nucleotides. RefSeq names its product MFS transporter. The coding region runs from base 1 to 1821 and encodes 606 amino acids. The record is from RefSeq and is a predicted model, not a curated record. Lineage: Eukaryota; Fungi; Ascomycota; Eurotiomycetes; Eurotiales; Aspergillaceae. Gene Ontology annotation, biological process: transmembrane transport. Gene Ontology annotation, molecular function: transmembrane transporter activity. The transcript has a single exon.